AUGUGGUUCGGAAAGGAUAUCAGGAUUGAAGAGGAUAUGUCAGAGGCGGUGGAAGGUGGUGCAGCGUUAGCGUGGCGCUUGCUCGCGACGCUAGAAGGUGGCUCCAUACUCCUCGCCACCUCUGCUCUCCUGGCUUACACGGUCCGAAAGAAGAUCGCAGCACAACACCGAACGGGGAGGGACAUACGACGCGUUUUGGUAACAAACACGACUAACUUAUUAGGAAGAGAACUGAAAAGGCGAUUGGAGAAACGUGGUUGUGUCGUAGCCACAAUAGACCAGAUCGAGGACAGCGAGGUGGUUAGCGAUCUGAGGGAUCCUGCUACGAGCCAGGCUAAAGUCGACGCUAUUGUGGUCGUAGGCGCAGAACCAAAGGCUGAUGGCCUAGACGGCAUGGCCAGACUCGUCACUGAAGACGUUUACGAUAAUCUAAAGCUAUUAGAAUCACUAUCGUGGUGUGUCCACCGCGGCGGUCGCAUCGCGUGGGCGUGUGCGGGCGACACGGCUGGAGCCUUCAGCGACGCCGGCGCAGCGUUUGACACGGUCCUGUGGGCCAGUCUGAAACAUGUAGCUAAAGUUUGUCAAUGCGAACCUAUCUGGGUAGGUCGGUGUGAGGCAGCGGAGCAGGCGGCGGAGCGAGUGGUGGCCGCCCUCACCUGCCGCCACCCUCCGCGCACUACUAGGUUCUCUGUCAGAAAUGCCGCUCACCGAGUCGGGGAACGUCUGUUCAGAUGGCUGAAGAUAGUGACGUGA
Spodoptera littoralis (African cotton leafworm) is the source of this 753-nucleotide messenger RNA. The record is from the annotation of a GenBank genome assembly. NCBI's taxonomy places the organism in Eukaryota, Metazoa, Arthropoda, Insecta, Lepidoptera, Noctuidae.